Ficedula albicollis (Collared flycatcher) is the source of this 599-nucleotide messenger RNA. Its product is annotated as cytochrome P450 3A9-like. The annotation marks the transcript as partial. Gene Ontology annotation, biological process: steroid metabolic process; oxidative demethylation. Gene Ontology annotation, molecular function: oxidoreductase activity, acting on paired donors, with incorporation or reduction of molecular oxygen; heme binding; testosterone 6-beta-hydroxylase activity. NCBI's taxonomy places the organism in Eukaryota, Metazoa, Chordata, Aves, Passeriformes, Muscicapidae. The transcript is spliced from 4 exons. The record is from RefSeq and is a predicted model, not a curated record.
UUGUUCCCCUUUGUUACCCCUGUGCUGGAAAGGAUGAAGGUGACUCUGUUACCCUCAGACGUCAUGGAGUUCUUCAAGAAUGUCUUCACAAAAAUGAAGAAGGAACGGGGAAAGGGCAGCAGCACGGACCGGGUGGAUUUCCUGCAGCUCAUGAUUGAAUCGCAGAACUCACAUGAUGGCUCCAAGUCUGCUGAGACCAACUUGGACAAAACAUUAAGCGAUGAGGAGGUUCUGGCCCAGGCUCUUAUCUUUGUCUUUGCUGGUUAUGAGACCACCAGCUCCACCCUCAGCUACAUAGCCUACAACCUGGCCACCCACCCUGAUGUGCAGCAGUGACUCCAGGACGAGGUCGAUACACACCUGCCCAACAAGGCCACUCCCACAUACAACGCCAUCAUUCAGAUGGAGUACCUGGAUAUGGUGGUGAACGAAUCCAUCCGGCUCUACCCCGCCGGGGGCUGGCUCGAGAGGGUCUGCAAGAGGACUGUGGAGCUCAAUGGGGUGACCAUUCCAGAGGGAAUGGUGGUGCUGUUCCCAGCCUUCGUGCUGCACCGCGACCCGCAGUACUGGCCAGAGCCCGACGAGUUCAGGCCUGAGAG